AUCAUAAUUAGAAUAUUGACACCGCCACCUUAUUUUCAACAAAGUCUGAACAGAGUGAGGAAUGAAAUCAUAAGUAUAGAUCAAACAACCUUGUUUGAAUCUUCAAUGCUGCAACAAGGUAUACCCAUAAUGGCAACCUUGUCUCACUUUCCAACUUUUCAAUCCCUUUCUUCUCAUAAACCCCUCUUCUCACCAAAGCCACGGCAAUGGCUAAGCUGGAAAACCCAUGAAUACCCACCUAGAAGAAACUUAAAAAUAUGUGCUUUUUCCAUUAAAAGACCCAGGAGGGAUAGAAAGGUAAAGAGCAAUGAGGAACUGUGUAAUGACAUAAGGGAAUUUGUAGCAGCGGUUGGGCUUCCGGAGGUUCAUGUUCCCUCCGUGAAGGAACUUUCUCAGCAUGGAAGGAGUGAUCUGGCUAACAUUGUUAGACGGAGAGGAUACAAACUUAUCAAAAAGCUUCUUAUGAGCUCACCUGAAACAGACAAUGAUGGAUUUAAUUUGGAGAAAAAUGUAAUUGAAAAGCACGAUGCAACUAGUGAUUCUGCAGAUACUUUUGAAGGUCAGAUUCAAAAGGUGAAGAAUGCUAUCCUAGAUGCUUCCUUGCUAACCGAAGUUGCCUGCGCUGAGAAUAAUUUAAUUGGAGUGGGUGUUGAUUCCAUUGACCAUAAUUGCAUGAAGGAGAAUACUAUGCACACUUCAGGGGAUCAAAAGAAAAAGGAAGAUGCUAUGGUUGAAGAUGUUUCCCCAUCAACCUUUCUCUCAGUUGAAGAAAAUUAUUCUGGGAGUUUGAAUGCUAAUCCAGAUCUUAAUUCUGAUGACAAUAGUUUCAUGCCUGAAGAAUCUCCACCUAUGUCAACCUUAGAGGAAAAAGUUUCAAAACUUGUUCAGAACAGAGAUUUGGAUGCAAUUGAGUAUAAUGUUUAUGGAAUGCUAAAUGAAAGUAGUGAUGAAGAAAGAAAGGAAGUUGUUGGAACUAGUAAUGACGUAGCAACUCAAUCUAGGAACAAUAGUCAAGAAUGCUCAGAACAUGCCUAUGGUGCUGCCAUCACAUUGAAUGGAAGUACAAAAGUUGCCAAGCAGGUUGCUCCUCCUGUGGCUGUGAAUCACCUUUCUUGGAGUCAUGAUAUUAUGGAAGCUCAAAUGCUAAAAGGUGAUGAUUUGAGGGAGGAUUUGAAUUCUGAGACCACUGGAAGGGACAAUGAAAUUGAGAUUAAUCAUCUUAAGUUUAUGCUGAAGGAAUUAGAACUGUCCCGUUUGAAGGAGCAGAUUGAAAAGGAAGAGAAUGCUUUGUCUGCCCUGCAAAUCAAGGCUGAAACAGAGAUCCACAAAGCUCAAAAACUUGUCUCUGAGAAAGAUGCUGAAUUGCAUGCAGCUGAGAAAAACCUCUCAGGACUAGAGGAGGUCCAAAUUGAAUACUCAGGGGAUGGUGAAAUUGUGGAGGUAGCUGGUAGCUUCAAUGGUUGGCAUCAUCGGAUUAAAAUGGAUCCUAAGCCAUGUUCUACCAUCACAAACCCCAUUAACUCAAGCAAGUCCAAAAUUUGGUCAACAGUGCUGUGGCUUUAUCCUGGGAUAUACGAGAUAAAAUUUAUUGUUGAUGGUCAAUGGAAGAUAGAUCCUCAGAGAGAGUCAACUACCAUGGGUGGAAUAUGUAACAACAUUUUCCGAGUUGACGGAAUUUUGGAUGGAUAGGAGAUUUUUUAUAUAGUUCAUAACAAUAAGUUGCAGAUUGUUGUUCAGAGUAAUGUAGCAGAUUGGUUUGGCAUCCAGUGAUGUCAGCUGGAAUAGAGAAGCUCACUGCCUGCAUUGAGGAAGGUGGCUUGUGCCAUGCAUGACCAUGAGAAUCGGAAUUGAGAUUGGCUGUUGCUGUUUGCGUCACACAAAAUAAGGACUUCAACAUUUUCCUUGUGAUAUCCCCUCGAAUUACAGGCCAACUCUCAUGAACUUUUGAUUGUGAAAGGUAAUACUUAUCAAAGGAUGUGUUGUUGCAUCAAGAAAUCCAUGACUUACAAUUGAAGGCAUUGAAGCAGUAGUUUUCUCAAAAUCUGGUGCUACAUUGUACAAAUGAUUUGUAGCAACCGAUGUGUAUCUGGUUCUUGUAAACAUUGAGAACUUUGAAUUCUGUUCCUAGGAACUUAGGGUAGAAUCUUGUCACCAAAAUUGUCCAUGUUAGCAUUGACUUAAGAGCUGUAAAGAUUCAGUGAGUUAGGAAUUUGGGACAUGUUGCAGUUUGGGGUCUUCGGAAAUCAAUAAAUUCUUAAAUUGCCUAAACUUGGAAUCUUUGAUUUAUGCACAAAUCCUAGAUUGAGGAAUGUGCAUGGAAUUUUAGGCAGUGAGAUCAUAACUCUCUGUUUCUUGUCCAUGCUGCAGCACUUGGACUUCAACUUGGCCUUGGUUACUGAUCACAGCUCUACCUUUGUUUUUCCCCAGCACUUAGAAAUUUCGUCUGCUUAAAUAUAUAUAUACACACACAAUACAUUCUUUCCUCAAUUUCUGGUAUGUUGGUACGAUAUUCCCAUUGAUACCAACAUCAAGAUGCGCGGGAAGAUGGCACAAAAAUCAUAAGCAAAGUCAAGGCCCAAACCCAAAAUGCAAAGUGGAUUCUGAGGCAGCUUUUCAAUGGAAGAAUCAUAAUUAAGAGCUCAAACUCCAGAAAUUGUGAAAAAAAAUAAAAAGUGAAUAAAAAUAGUAAAAAAGAUAAAGAAGUGGGCCAACCCAUGUGAAAGGCCAGUUAACAAAAAUAGCAAGAUCGCAUCUGAAACGGAAAAGAAUGGAGCCCCGUAAUGUCGCUGCGGGUGAGACCCAUUUUCUUACCAACCCAAAAGAUAAGGUAUUGGGUCCCAUCCUUCUCCUUCUGUUCACUCCCGUAACCUCUGCAUCUCAUCUCAACCCUCCAUUUUCCUCAAACAGAUUGGACAUAAUUCCAUCGGUCUAGAUUGUUGCAAAAAAAAUGUGAAGAGAAGCAGGAGAUAACAUUUUCUCUGGCCAUAAAAGCCCGGGGAAAGCAGAGGAAGAACCAAGCACCGAAAAGAGCGGGGAAUCGAGAGUAAGAGCGAGUCAAACGACUCGUCAUUCGGCUCUAUAAAUAAAC
Durio zibethinus is the source of this 3088-nucleotide messenger RNA. RefSeq names its product protein PTST homolog 3, chloroplastic-like. Lineage: Eukaryota; Viridiplantae; Streptophyta; Magnoliopsida; Malvales; Malvaceae. The record is from RefSeq and is a predicted model, not a curated record.